AUGAAUAAUCAACUAGAUGCUACGCAACGUAGAGAAUAUUUAUCAAAACAAUUAAAUAAUCUUAUUCGAGAUCUUCCACCAAAAUAUCAAGAACGAUAUCAACAACAUGGAUUUAGAAAUCAAUUGAUAUCAUCAUUGUUAGAUGGUACCGUAUUUAGUAUUGUACAAGGUUUGCAAGAAAUACAAUCAUUAGCAGAAAAAAAUUUAUCAAACGAAAGAAAUCGACUAGUUAAAAUUACAAAAGAACAAGAAAAUGAUUUGAUACGAAAACAUCGUGAAGAUGAACAACGUUGUGCUGAUCGACCUCAACAUUUGAAUUUAUUACAAGCAGCUAACAAGCGUGAAUUAGAAGCAUUUUUAAAACGAACAAAUGAAGAACAACAAAGAUUUGACAUGAAAGUAAUAUUAGAAUUGGAUCAAAAAGUAUUGGAACAACAAACAACACUUGAAAAAGCCGGUGUACCAUUUAUGUAUGCCACAAAUAAACCAAAUGAUGUUCGAUUACAAAUGUUUACAUUAGAGUUUAUUCAAAAACUUAGUCAAUCUCUACCACCAUCAUUUAAUCUCUGA
Molecule: messenger RNA, 570 nt
Organism: Didymodactylos carnosus
Lineage: Eukaryota; Metazoa; Rotifera; Eurotatoria; Philodinida; Philodinidae
Source: the annotation of a GenBank genome assembly